Aureobasidium musti is the source of this 14635-nucleotide messenger RNA. NCBI's taxonomy places the organism in Eukaryota, Fungi, Ascomycota, Dothideomycetes, Dothideales, Saccotheciaceae. The record is from the annotation of a GenBank genome assembly.
AACUCUCUCAAACGACGAAACAACACUCAGAAUGGACGAGACAUUGUCCAUUCUCAACCCCAUACCAACCAGGUUGGAAGGCCCUGGGUUGCUUCACGAACUUAUAUCCGGUCCUGAAACUCCUGGAAUUGCCCUCGAAUACACAGAUGCGGAUGGUGGGCAGAGCACAUUGUCCUAUAUGGGUUUGCAUAGGGAGGCAGAAAAUCUAGCAUCGCGAUUGAUCGAGGUCAGCCGCCGAGUUUCACAAAAGACACCUGGAAUCGUGCCCAUUUAUAUUCCGCAAUGCACGUCUUUGUACAUUUCGCAACUGGCGAUUCUCAAAUCAGGAGCUGCAUUCUGUCCUCUAAACCUGGAUGUGCCAGAAGACAGACUGAAGUUCAUAUUGCAGGAUACUUCGGCCAGCAUCCUUCUGACAACUACUGCCAUGCGUCCAAGACUUCCAGAACUGGAGAACGUCGUUAUCCUUGCAGUGGAUGAUGAACAAUCAGGACUCAACUCCUGUCACCCAUCAAAAACGCUUGAGCAUGAAGUGACCUGUCCUGAUACUUCCUCUCUCGCUUACAUCAUGUAUACCUCGGGUAGUACUGGCCUACCGAAAGCGGUCUGUCUGUCACAUCGUGCAGUAACACAAUCGCUUCUGGCACACAAUCGGUUCAUUCCUGGCUUCUCCAGAUUCCUCCAAUUCGCAAGUCCGACGUUCGACGUCAGUGUGUUCGAGAUUUUCUUCCCAUGGUAUCGUGGAUCAACACUUGUCUCUGUCGAACGCAGCCGGCUGCUUAGCGAUCUCCCUGGAACGAUCACUUCACUAAACAUAGAUGCCGCUGAGCUCACACCAUCAGUCGCUGCUAGUCUUGUUCGUACGAGGGACAAUGUCCCUACCUUACGGACACUCCUCACAAUUGGUGAGAUGCUCAAUACACCAGUCAUCCAACAAUUCGGUGGUUCAGACGAUCGGCCUAGUAUCUUGUAUGGCAUGUACGGCCCCACUGAGGCUGCCAUCCAUUGUACCCUACAACCGGACUUUGCAGCGGAUCUGCCUGCUGGCACCAUCGGAAUCCCUCUGGACACAGUCUCUUGUUUCAUUGUAAAGCCAGCAGAAUCUGCAAAAUACGCUAGUGAAAUUGAGAUUCUGCCGAUAGGCGAGAUUGGCGAGCUCGUUGUAGGCGGACAUCAGCUAGCGGAUGGCUACCUCAAUCGAGAUGAACAAACCAGAGCUGCUUUUAUGUCCCAUCCGAAGUAUGGUGAUCUUUACCGUACGGGUGACAAAGCUCGCCUCCACCGCAACGGUACGCUGGAAUGCCAUGGACGUAUCUCAAGUGGACAGGUCAAAUUAAGAGGUCAACGUGUCGAGCUGGGAGAGAUUGAGCAUGCUGCAUCAAAGGCUGCUGGAUGUCACGCAGUAGUGGCAAGUGUCAUAUCUGGUCUUUUGAUUCUUUUCUGUAUCGGUGACUCCGACAAACUUGUUUCUGGAGACAUCAAAAGCGCUUGUCAAAAGUGGCUCCCAGCUUAUAUGCUACCUAACGAUAUCGUCAUACUUGAUGACUUCCCCUAUCUUCCGUCAGGCAAGGUCGACAAGAAGAAGCUGGAAGACGAUUACAGCUCGAAGGCUUCAGAGACGUCAGCAGGGCCUUCUGACAUACCUGCAAGUGCUAACAAUGUAGCGCGCACAAUUCAAAGCGUGCUGGGUGUUCUUAUUGACCACAACACCGACCUCGGUGCUGCUGGGCUGGACUCGCUUAGAGCAAUUCAAGUUGCUUCUGAGCUGCGAAAGCAAGGCUAUGCUCACACUAGCGCUCUUGAGCUGCUCUCAGUGUCUAACGUGCUUGCUCUUGAUCAACUUCUUCAAACUAAGGCUUCUGCAAAUAGCGAUCGCGAACAUGACGUUGGAGAAUGGGAAAGCAUUCUCCGCGAGCUGAGGUCGAACGUUGAAGCAUCACUGGACUCCGAGACAGUCGUGAACAGCGUACAAGAUGUCCUUCCAUGUACACCACUUCAAGAUGCCAUGCUGGUCGAAACAGCAAGACAACCUCAAGCAUAUUGCAACGAGCUCCGUUUCACAGUAGCUCCAGCUAUUCCUUUCGAAAGAUUGCGCCAAGCUUUGUUCACGCUAGCUGAGAAGCAUACUGCUUUAAGAUCCGGCUUUUGCGUGUCUGCAAGUUCCCACUGCUCGUAUGCUCAAGUUGUGUGGAAGAGCAUGGCUGCCUCUCAAAUUGCACGUGUCGAGUCACAGAAUGCUGCAUGGUCCAUCACAAAUCAAGAGACACUUCUGCGACCACUUCUGUUUCAAUACAGGAGAUCUGAUACUGGCAUGGAGCUCAUUGUGAACAUACAUCACGCGUUGUACGAUCAGUGGUCAGUUGAAGUUAUUCUCGAGGAUCUGGAUGAUUUGCUGCAGGGCAAGGAGAUCCCAGAUAGACCAUCGUUCGGGGUCGCCAACAAGUUCUUUAGCCUCGAAAGAAACAAAGAUCAGACAUUACAUCUGGACUUCUGGCGAGAACAUCUGUCUGGCGCCACUCCUAGCCGCUUACCCAAUCUGUCACCCAAAUCGAUACCCUCACAAGCCCUUCAGAGUGCGGAGCAUUUCAUUGAAAUGGAUAUGCAAGCACUGAGUCAAGCAGCGCAAACACAUGCAUGUAGCCCACAUGUCUUUNUCCAAGCUGCGUAUGCCGUGCUCCUUGGUUCGUACAUGGGUACAGAAGAUGUAGUAUUUGGUACGGUCUUCUCUGGAAGAACUUUGCCCAUCAUCGACGUUGAAAGUAUGGUCGGACCUCUUUUGUCAACGCUUCCUUCACGUAUCAACACCAUCGAGUGCCGAAGAUUUGUUGAUGCUUUGCGUCGUCUUCAAGGUGACAAUCGAGAUAUCAUGCAACACAGCACGACAUCUCUCGCAGAUAUCAAGAAGGCAUGCGGAGUCAAUCCUGGUGAGACUCUCUUUGACAGUAUCUUUGUAUGGCAGGAGACCGCUCGAUCGAACUCACGAACUCAGCCGCUGCUAUAUCUGGUGGAGGCGCAUGACUAUCUGGAGUUCAACCUAACGCUGGAGCUCGAACCCACUCAGGAUGGUGUGAAAACCAAGUUCACCUACCAACCGAGCCUUCUACCAAGCCAGCACGUCGAAAUCUUACUGCAACAGCUUGACGCUUUGGUCAAGGUCGUGGUGGCACGACCUGAAUCUCUCAUGAAUGAGCUCAGCAGUCAGCUUCCUACCUCAGUCUUGUCCAUCGCGAACCCUAAUCCGCAAUUGUCCACGUACAAGACUGGACUUGGAUCUCUUGUCGAGACCCAUGCUUUCAAGAGGGCCGAUGACCUGGCUUUGGUGUUUGCCCAGGAUAUUCGCAAAGGAACCUCGGUGACCGAGAGUUUGACAUACGGUGAACUCAACAACCAAGCAAAUCAGCUAGCCAAUCAUCUUAUCUCGCAAGGUGCCAAGCCCAAUGAGCUUGUCUGUAUCUGUAUGGAGAAGUCUGUCGCCCUCUACGUUUCCAUUCUUGCUGCUGUCAAAGCAGGCUGUGGUUACCUGCCGCUGGUUCCAGAGACACCAUCAGCUCGUAUCAGUCAGAUCCUUGUGGAUGCGAAUGUGCGAAUCUGCUUAGCCGACUCUUCAACAGCACAUAUCAUUGCCGACCUGAGCGGUUGCCAUGUAAUCGACAUCACUACUGUCGGUUUCUCACAACAGUCAUGCGCUAAUCCUCAGCUUGCUUUCGAGCCCACAGACAUCGCUUACGCAGUCUUCACCAGCGGUACUACAGGCAAGCCGAAAGGAGUUCUAGUAACUCAAGAGAACAUACUCAGCAACCUUGAGGUCUUGAGCAAGAUCUAUCCCGUCCCUAAGGAUUCCAGGUUACUUCAAGCCUGUAAUCAAGCCUUCGAUGUCAGCGUGUUUGAGAUCUUUNUCACCUGGUACACCGGCAUGUGCCUAUGUUCGGCAUCAAAGGAUGUUUUAUUCCGUGAUCUCGAUACUGCAAUCAACGAACUCGGAAUUACACAUCUUUCCAUGACACCGACUGUAGCGGCCUUGACGAACCCCGCCCAUAUUCCGAGAGUAAAGUUUCUUGUUACUGCUGGAGAAGCAGUCACUCACCAUGUUCACAGUGCGUGGGCUGGAAAGGGACUCUACCAGGGCUAUGGUCCAUCCGAGACUACGAACAUCUGCACAGUGAAUCCGGCAGUGCAACACGAUCAUGUCGUUAACAACAUUGGUCCACCAUUUGUAAACACGUCUGCAUUCGUGUUGUCGCGAGAGUCUGAUUUCCAAUUGGUCCCCCUUGGCGGCCUUGGUGAACUUUGCUUUGGCGGCCAGCAGGUUUUCCGUGGCUACCAAAACAUGCCCGAACUCACAGACAGCAAGGUCAUCCAUCAUGCAAGUUAUGGCCGCAUCUACCGCAGUGGAGAUCUGGGUCGGCUGCUGCCCGACGGAACUAUCCUGAUCCAGGGUCGUACUGACGAUCAAAGGAAGAUUCGUGGUCAAAGGAUCGAGCUUGGUGAAAUCUCUGGGUGCCUACUGCAAGUCCAAGAUGUGCAGGAUUGCGCAAUCGAGAUUGUCAAAUCUGCAGACAAUGAACGUCUGAUGGCCUUCUGGAUUCCGAGUGGCUGUUCCAAUGAGACGUAUUCGAUACUACAGCCAGAUGACUCGUUAAAGGAGACUAUAACCACAAUUUUUGCGCACCUAGUCGAGCAUCUACCAGUCUACAUGGUUCCCGACGCGCUAGUACCUGUCUCUGCCAUCCCUCAAACAUUACAAGGCAAGAUCGAUAGAAGGCGACUCGCCAACGAUGCCUCAGCACUCGGUGUAGAUGUUUUGAACGCAUACUCUCAGGGUUCGAACGACGAAGCUGAUACCAGUGAGCUCUCUACGACAGAGAAACAGGUACUUUCAGCACUUGCCGACACCUUGCGUAUGUCAUCCACCUCAAUCGGCCGUUCUACCUCUUUCUUUGCGUUAGGACUCGACUCCGUAUCCGCGAUUCGUUUUGCAACGAAGCUAAGGACUGAGCACGGCUACGAAGUUGACGUAUCUCGAAUCCUCAAAAGGCCUACUGUUGCCAAGCUAGCUUCAUAUCUACAGGAUUCACAACCAAAUGGUAAAGAGCAAAGCAACGGACACGCUGUAUUGGAUUGUGAGGCAGCCAUUGGCUCAGACCUACAUGAAAGUGUGGUAUUGCAACUUCGUGAGCACGGUCAAACUGCGCAGCAGGUCCUUCCAUGCACACCUUUGCAAGAGGCAAUGCUUUCCGCAAACGACACAUCGGGAUCUUCAGCGUACAGAAACAAGACCUUGUUCCGUCUCCACGGUUCAGUCGACAAGCUGAAAGCUUGUUGGGAAGCUAUGCUGCAAAGGCAUAGUAUCCUGAGAACGACUUUCCUCACCACUGAAAACUCGAAGUUUCCCUUCGUGCAGGUUGUACUGUCAGAGUGGACAUUACCGUGGGAAGAGUGUGACACUGUCCCCGAUCAUACUUCAGCCUUGCUCGAGUCCGCACAGAGUCAUGGAGACCCACUACACGAAAACAUGCCGCCUUGGAAGAUCCAGGUCUAUAGAACAGACUCCGCUGUCUACCUUUUGCUCGACAUGCAUCAUGCUCUCUAUGAUGCCAAUGCGAUGUCUAACCUUNUGCACGAAGUCGAACAGUCAUACAAAGGCCAAUCACUUCCAGCUCCAGUCUCAUUCAAGACUUUCCUAGAUUUCAUGGUUUCUUCGAGUGUGGAACAAGCAGACGAUUUCUUUAGGGAUCAGCUUCAAGGAUUCAUCCCAAAGCCGUUUGACAAUACAGCCGCCAGUAGCUCAAGAGAGAGUUUUGGCACCAUCACUGACAGACUUGACUGCUCGCAUGAUGCAGUGGAAAAUUUCCUGGCAAAGCACUCAACAACCAUGCUAAGUCUGGUCCAAGCAAUGUGGGCGAAGACAUUGUCCGCUUCGCAAAGCUACUCGGAUGUCUGCUUCGGCAAUGUGGUUAGUGGACGUAGCGUGCCUGUCGAUGGAAUCGAGUCUCUGGUCGCACCAUGCUUCAAUACCAUUCCUCUUCGCGCAGAUCUGGCAAAGCACCGAAGCAAUUUGAGCCUCAUCAAAGCUCUCCAGAAAAGUAAUAUCGAAAGUCUGCCAUAUCAACUCACACCUUUGCGUCGUAUCCAAGCACAGGCUGGUACUAACGGACAGCGAUUGUUCGAUUCUCUUGUCCUUCUGCAGCAGACUUCUACAGAUCUCGACACAGAAAUCUGGGCUCUAGAAGGCGAAACAGGAGUUAUGGAUGUAAGUGACUUUUAUCUUGACGAUGAAGUUGUUGCCAAUCUUCAUCAAGCGUGUUUGUCUGCAUUUGCAUCUUGCAUAAAAUACCCUUCUAGCGAUGUUUCCGAUUUUAUUGAUUUCGACACAAAUUUGGUAGCUGGCAGUUUGAAGCCAGACGAAGAGUACAUGCAGUCCGAAGAGGCUGCUCGGCAGAAAAGAUUGACCAAUCCUGGACCUCCCAGCGGUGAGUCUUGGUCCGCACUUGAGUUGCGAAUUCGUGCAGCAUUCUCUGCUGUGUCCUCUGCUCCUGAGGACCAGAUCUCAAGGGACACAACAAUUUACAAACUUGGCUUGGACAGCAUUAGUGCGAUCCAACUUGCAAACCGGCUUCGUAAAGAAGGACUCCCGGUGCAAGCCAGCGACGUAAUGGAAGGCCCAUCGUGCUCUGAAUUAGCAUCAGCUGUUCAGACUCGAUCACACACCCCAACUUCCGAUACACCUGCAUUUGACUUUGAUGGGUUCGGCAAACGCUAUCGCCAUGUUGUCCUGAACGCUCAUCAGGUUCUUUCUGACAGAGUAUCCGCCAUAAGACCCUGCACUCCUUUACAAUCUGGCAUGCUGAGUGAAUACACACACUCUGAUGGUCGUCAAUACUUCAAUCAUACUUUCUAUGCAGUAGAUGCCGAAAUUGAUGCCCAGAGGCUCGGCCUCGCGUGGACAAAGGUUCUCGAGCAACACGAGAUACUCCGGACCGGAUUUAUCGAUACUGAUGAUCAUGAGCAUCCCUUUGUGAUGCUAACUUAUGACAAAUUCGAUGUCAACGAACUCGAGAUUCAGACUUCUUCGGCAGACAAGUCAACCUUCGAGUGCCGGGAAAGAACAGCUUCAGAAUCUGUCAGAGAUGGCCUUCAUCUGCCUCCGUGGAGAUGGAGCUUACUCGAGACCGAAGGAAGACUGUGUUUGCAAUUCUCUGCACACCAUGCCAUCUUCGACGCGGAGAGUUUACGCUUGAUCAUGACCGAUCUUGAGUCUGCUCUUUCCAGUGGCUCUGUCACUGCAAGACAGUCAAUUGAGAGCGCCUUGAGUCACAUUCUUUCAAGCAGUCAGACUGAUCUGAAUGAACAACGUGCCUUCUGGUCGCAGAAACUCAGCGGUGCUCCGGUUACUCGCAUGCCCAACAUGACACCAGUCAGAGCCUCGAGCACAGAAGCAGUCAAUGUCGAGCUGAUCCUUGGACUUCAGCGUGACGAGCUAGAAGCCCGCUGUCGAGAUCUUGGUGUUUCAAUGCAAUCAGUUGGCCAAGCCGCUUGGGCCCGACUGCUGAGCGCAUAUACUGGAGAAUCACAAGUGACCUUCGGAGUGGUCUUCUCUGGCCGUACCGCUCCGGCGACGAUGGAUGCUGCAUUCCCGUGCAUUACAACCCUCCCUGUCUCAAGCAACACUGCAGUGGAGGACACGCAACUUCUUCAAGAUUUGAUGUCAUACAAUGCCAGCAUUCAGAAGUAUCAGUUCACGCCGUUGACGAAUAUUCAGAAGUUUGCCGAACUGCCAAGCGAGGCGUUGUUCGACUCUCUCUUUGUUUAUCAAAGGCCUAUCAACGACGAUACUCCCGUUUUCUCUUUGAAGAUAGUACGCGAGAAGGCUUCGGUCGAACUUGCUGUCUCCAUUGAGAUGGAAGCACUCAGUGAAAAUCGUCUUGGCCUUCGGCUGACAGUCGAUCCUACUCAAAUACCUUCUGAGCAAGGAGAUAUUAUGUUGCAGCAGAUGGAAACUAUCAUCGCCGGUCUCCUGAAGUUUGAAGACACACCCGACAGGUCGGUACUGUCUAUCAUACCUCCAAAGGACCCUAUCAUCCCGACGAACUUCCAGUAUCUGCAUGAAAUGACCGAGGCUUCCGCCGCAGAACACCCAGACCAUAUUGCGAUGGAGUUUGUGGACAGUCUAGAAGACGGCCAGGUUUCAAGUCGACACUGGAGUUUCCGCCAACUCGAUGAAGAGGCGAACAAGAUUGCGCAUCUCCUAGUUGAUCGAGGUGCAAAGCCUGGCGACAUCAUUGCAACUUCAUUCGACAAAUGUCCAGAAGCAUCGUUUGCAUUCUACGGUAUCCUCAAGGCUGGCUGUGCCUUCUGUGCUAUCGAUCCCACAGCGCCUGCAGCCCGCAAAGCCUUCAUUUUACAAGACUCGAAUGCUCAAAUUCUACUGACAUCUGAGUCGAUUCGCUCAGAGCUGAUAGACUCAACUCAGUGCGAUGUCGUUGAUCUGAUUAACCUGGAAGACAAACACAAAUUGUCGUCUUCGGCAGUUUCGGUAGAUGGUCUUUCUCCUUCUUCCGUCAGUUAUGUCUUGUACACUUCUGGAACUACGGGUACACCANAAGGAUGUGAACUCACCCAUGACAAUGCCGUUCAAUUGGUCAUGGCUUUCAAACGCUUGUUCGAGGGAAGGUGGACAGACGAGUCUCGCUGGCUACAAUUCGCCUCAUACCAUUUCGAUGUCUCCGUGUUGGAACAGUUCUGGACAUGGAUCGUGGGCAUGCGUUUAGUGUGUGCUCCUCGAGAUCUGAUCUUGGAAGAUAUUGCGGGCUUCAUCGAUACAAUGCAGAUCACUCACCUUGACCUGACACCAUCUCUUGGCAGACUUCUUGAUCCUGCCUUGGUUCCCAGUCUGCACAAGGGUGUCUUCAUCACUGGUGGAGAAUCGCUCAAACAGGACCAGAUCAAUACCUGGGGAGACGUCGGCUGUCUUUUCAACUUCUACGGACCCACAGAAUGCACAAUUGGUGUCACCGUCUUUCCCUCCGUUCCAAAAGAGGGAAAGCCUUCCAACAUUGGCUGGCAGUUCGACAAUGUUGGCUGCUACGUUUUAGCACCUGGCUCUCAAACUCCUGUAUUGCGAGGUGGUGUCGGUGAACUCUGUAUAUCUGGCAAGCUUGUAGGGAAAGGUUAUCUGAAUCGUCCCGAGCUUACUGCAGAUUGUUUCCCAUAUCUGGAUGCUUUCGGUGAGCGAGUCUACCGAACAGGCGAUCUCGUUCGUCUAUUCCAUGAUGGAUCGAUCGAUUUCUUGGGCCGCAAAGAUAAUCAAGUCAAGCUUAGAGGACAAAGACUCGAGAUUGAUGAGAUCGAAGCGGUAAUCAAAGGUUGUCAAGAUAUCCAAGAUACUGUCUGUGUUGUCGCCAAACAUCCCAAACAAGACAAGGACCAGCUUAUCGCCUUUAUUGGAAUUAACGAGUCCAGGAGACAAGGAAAACCAGAGUUAUGUCCUGCAGAGUCAACCAAGCACCUUAUCCAGGCAGCACGUACCGCAUGCGAAGGACGCUUGCCUGGAUAUAUGGUUCCUACACACUUCCUGCCUAUCCAGCGCAUUCCUUUGUCUGUGAACAACAAAGUGGAAGAGAAGCUUCUCCGACAACUUUAUGCUGACUUGCCCACUACCGCCAUCCAGAGUUAUGCUACACAAGCAGAUGAUCAACAGUCUCUCAGCGAAGCAGAGCACAAGAUUGCUCGAGUUCUCGCCGAGCUCCUCAAGAUAGACGAGAACGACCUCAAGCCUUCAUCCAACAUCUUCACGCUCGGACUCAAUUCCAUCUCGGCUAUUCAGUUUACCAGGAAGCUCAAAACAAGUGGCUUUUCUAAUGCGCAAGUGGCGACUGUGCUCAAAAAUUCCACUAUCGGUAGAUUGACGAAAGCGCUCGCUGUAUCAACAGAUCAAUCAGAUGGCGAGGUUGCUGAUGCUAAACAAGUCAUCUCUGCCUGUCGACAGAGGCAUUUGGGUACGGUCACUCGUGUUCUUCGUUGCAAAGUGGACGAUAUCGAAGCUAUUGCGCCAUGUACUCNNCCCUUGCAGCAAGGUAUCAUUUCAAGAUCUCUGGCAAGUGAAUCCGCACUCUACUUCAACAGUUUCAAAUACAACGCCCAAGGAGUAGAUCUGCAAAGACUUGAGAAGGCCUUCAACCAGGCUCUGGAACGGACUCAGAUCUUACGUACAUUCUUCGUUGAGACCGAUGACGGAUAUGUACAAGCUGUCAGAAAGACAGGUCAUCUUCCAUGGUGGACACUCGAAGUCUAUGAUCUUGCUACUGUGGACAGCGUCUUCGCUAAGCGCAAACAGAAGUGGCGUUCUUACAACACGUCUCACUUGACUGUACCCUUUGAGAUUGUGGUCGUUCGCUCUGGCUCGGAAAGCUUUGUGUCGGUCGACCUGCACCACGCGCUUUACGAUGGCAAUUCCUUCGACAUGUUGAUGAACAACGUCUUCAAGCUUUACGCUGCCGAGGAGGCUGAUUUUGGCAAGUCCUUCGUCGAUUGCCUACCCUUUGGUCCUUUGCGCAAUGUACAAGGUGCGAAGCAGUUCUGGCUGGAUCAUCUCCAGGACGUUGUACCCACAGCAAUGCCCUCACUUGUCGAAAAUGGAACAGGUCAAGAUACUCUCUGUACAGCCAGUCUCGAGAUCCUGUCGCAAGCAGAUGAGCUGCGUCGAUCUCUGGGCGUGACGGUCCAAGCUUUGGUUCAAGCGAGCUGGAUUGUGACUCUGCGAAAGCAUUAUCAAGGUGCUGUCGGUACAGUCGUUUCUGGGCGCUCUAUUGACUUUGACGGUGUCGAGAAGGUGAUCGGACCUUUGUUCAACACCAUUCCCUUCUACCUGAGAUGUGAGCCAGAAGACUCAUGGCAGACCCUUGUUCAGAGAUGUCAUGACUUCAACACAGCUGCUCUGCCAUAUCAACAUACACCUCUUCGCGAUAUCACGAAGUGGUGUAAUAAAGGGCGAUCAGAGCCGCUGUUCGAUGCUCUGCUCGUAUAUCAAGGUGUCAUUGACGACUCUGAUGCUGACAACUCAAUCCUCAAGCCUUUGUCCGAUGACUCUUUCGAAGCUGAUUACCCGUUGUCAUUCGAGGUGGAAGAGGCUGCCAACGGAGAGCUGAAAGUGACUGUGGCUGCCAAAGCGUCAAUUUGCGACGAAGCAAAGGCUCGAGAAUUGAUCGAUGAGUUCCAUCAAGCCUUCUUGGCGAUGAUUAAGUCUCCCGAGGACGAUGCUGCUGCUAGUCUUGGCCGUACUUUCGAGCCGCUUCAGAGAAGUGCAAACAAUAAGGAACGCAAUGCCCAAACCAAGAACAGAGGCGAAUUUGACUGGCGUCCUGAAGCUUGCGUCAUCCGCUCGGAGAUGGCGAACCUUGCUGGUGUGCAAGAGGCUGAGGUUGAUGAACACACUUCCAUUUUCGAAGUCGGACUGGACAGUGUAGAUGCUGUAAAGCUCUCAUCGCGUCUCAAGAAGAAGAGUGUCGCUCUGCCUGUCAGCGCUAUCAUGAAGUCACAAACAAUCGCCCAAAUGGUUUCGAAGUUGUCAAGCAAGACUGAUAGAUCGACAUUCAAGUCUGAGGGCGCCUUCCAAGCUCUUGAAAGCAAACUUACCUCAUACGCAAACAGCCGGAUGAAGAACUUAGAACGAGUUCUCCCAGCCAGCCCGAUGCAGGAAGCAUUGGUCUCAGAAAUGGUCCGGUCAUCCUACGAAGCCUACUUCAAUCAUGACGUCUUGAAGAUCUCCCAGAACGUUGACCGUGAGAGGCUCGAGGAGGCCUGGCAAAUAGUGAUCAGAGCUUCUCCUAUCCUUCGAACUGGCUUCCUUGAGGUUGAAGAUCCAGAUCUGGAUGCCACGUUCGCUCAGGUUGUCCAUAAGCCUGAAGCCAUGAGCUUGGAGCCUAUCAAGCUAUCAAGUGAAGAUGCUAUCGACGAGCAUCUGACGCAGAUCAGCUCCAGUGUAUCGUCAUCUGCUUUGUCCGAACCUCAAUUGCGUUUGACCCGGGUGUCCAUUCCUGAUAACGACUAUCUUGUACUAUCGAUUGCUCAUGCUCUCUAUGAUGGGCACAGUCUUUCACUGCUUCACCAAGACAUUUCGAAGGCUUAUAGCAACACAUUCCAGUCUCGCCCGUCCUAUGCUGAGAUCUUGGAAGAGACUUUCGAUGGCAGCAAUGAGGAGGCUGUCACGUUCUGGCGCAGCCUUCUGACCGAUGCGAACAAGACUCAGCUUCCACAGAACAGAAGCAUUGAAACAGUCACUUAUCGCGCGGAGAAGACAAGUCAUAUUGCCGCCAAUGACAUUUCGUCAUUCUGCAAGCAGCAAGGAGUUACUCUCCAGGCCGUCUGCCAGACAGCAUGGGCUUUUGUGCUCGCCCAUACUGUACAAUCUCUGGAUGUUAUGUUUGGUGUUGUCUUGGCUGGUCGUGACAGCGAACUUGCCGAGCAAGUCAUGUUCCCAAUGAUGAACACAGUCAUCAUGCGAUCUGUCCUGCAUGGAUCCAGAAAGGAUGUGCUGCAAAGCAUACAGGCGACUAUUUCUGACAUCUCCAACCAUCAGCACUUCCCGCUUCGUCAGAUUCAGGCUGCCUGUCAAGGACAAGUUCAAUCAUCAUCAGGCACUAGUGAAACUGAUGCUUUCUUCGACACACUCUUCACCUUCCAGAGACGACCGGAUGCUGACUAUGCCGAGACCCAAGCACUCUAUGAAUCUGUCAAUGGGGCUUCAGAGGUCGAUUACCCUGUCGCUGUCGAGGCCGAAGUUGUCAGCGACUCGUUGAUUUGGCGCGCUGCUUGCAAGAGUACUGCAUUCGAUGAGGAUGGUGUCAACGACCUUCUCAGCACUCUCGACAGUGUCUUGCAAGCUAUUGUCGAUAAGCCGCAUGAGCCUACACUGACAUUCCAUGGUCAUGAAGUCAGUGUCUGCAAUCUAUCUGCUUUCCAUCAACAAGUGGAAGCUGAUGGAGCUCAGACAGCAGACACCAGCAAUGAGGUAGCCGAGGAUGAAGCCACUUGGACAGACAUUGAAUCUGCAGUACGUGAGGCCAUUGCAAAGGUCACAAAGACGCCAGACUCCGAAAUCUCAAAAACUGCGUCCAUCCAGAACUUGGGUGUCGAUUCAAUCAACGCUAUCAAGAUUUCGGCUUUGCUCCGGAAAAAGUCUAUCAGGGUUACUGUCAGUGAGAUUGUACGCGCUGGAUCGAUAUCGAAGAUUGCAUCAGUGGCACAAGACAAGAGCACCAAGAAGACGGCCAAGGCCCACGGUGACACUGCUGAUAAGACUAUCGCCAAUGUCAUGACACAANAAGGCUUCGCACCUGGUCAGUUCGGUUAUGAGGAACAACAUGUCGAGCAAAUCCUUCCUGCAACUGCUGGUCAAGUUUACAUGUUAGGCGCAUGGCAAGCCACUGACGGACAACUCUUCUACGGAGAGUUUGAAUACGUCACUACUGUUUCGACCACUAUGGAUAGUAUCAAGCAAGCAUGGCAGAAACUUGUGGCCAACAAUACAGUACUGCGCACAGUGUUUGUCGCGACUCAAGACAACGAAGUACCUUUCUUGCAACUCGUCUUGCGGGAUGCUCCUGCUUCAUUCGUGGACUCGAACAACGAGGAUAAGCUGUCAUCAGCUAUAAAGCAGCCAUUCGCCCGCCUGACUGUGCAAAAAGCAGAAGAUAGCUUCAAGCUCCGCCUCAAGAUUCAUCAUGCACUGUACGAUGCUGUGAGCUUGUCACUGCUCAGCCAAGAACUUGGUAACCAUCUACAAGACUCUGCUGUAACACAGCAAUCUUCUGUCAAGUUCGCUGAUUUCAUUGGUCCAUCACUUGAAACGGCUGCCAGACCCGCAAGGAAGACUUUCUGGACCAAUUAUCUUCAAAGUGUGCAGUACCCACAGCUGGAGUCGAACCCCUCGCCUUCAGCUCGCCAUAUCGAGGUCUACGACCCUCGUGCCAUGUCUGAUAUGCCUAAGUUUGAGAACGAACUAAGAAAGCAGGGGCUCAGUCUCCAAUCUGUGUUCUUUGCGGCCUACGCUAGAGCCUACAGCUAUAAUUCAGACCCCACAGCCGAGGAUGCGAUUCUAGGCAUCUACUUAGCCAACCGCUCACACCUAGAGGAUCUGUCCAGCCUAGCAGCACCAACGUUGAAUCUCGUUCCUUUGCGCGUCCGCUCGCCCACAAAGACAUCUCUUGCUGAUGUCGCAAAACAGAUCCAGAAGGAUUUGCAGCUCAUCGGCACGUCAGAGAACAGCAGCGUUGGACUGUGGGAGAUUGAGGCAUGGACAGGAGUCACAGUAGACACAUUUGUCAACUUCGUGAAGGUACCGGAUAACGACGACGAUGCUACCAAAAAGCAGGCUGUUGUUAUGGAUGAGAAGGCAGAAGAACAUCGCACUGAAAAGCGAAGUCAUAUGUCCGAUGCCACUGCAGACGAUUUCGUCGUACCAAAAGAGCUGCAGCGUGAAGAUUUGAAGAGGACGUAUAAGCGAUCACUUGAUAUUGAAGCGACCGUCGCUGAUGGUGCGCUUGGCAUUGGUGUGUUUGGAUGGGAAGACAUGAUGGAUGUGGAACAAGCUGAAGGCUUGAUUGAAGAGCUGAAGAUCGAGAUCGGGNGUGUGCUCGAAAGU